AUCAAACUUGGCAAGAUUCGAUUGAAGUGCUCCAGACACCCUCCAACCGCCAAAGAGCACAAGGGUCGUCUAUCAAGGCCAAUUCGCAGGCAAUUGGUGCCCCAUUUUCUUUUUCCUUUUUGCUAACUGUCAUCGGGACAAUGGCUUCGCAGGUGAAGCUCGACAUCCGGCCAACCGCGAGCGAGGCCCGCAGCCUGUUUGAGCAGACCAGCACAGCGUCUCCGAAACCGACCUUGCUGCCCGUCUGCAUCACCGUGCCGUCGGAUCUGCUGACGCCGUCGGCCAUCUACCUGAAGCUGUCAAACGGCGCCACUGCCGAGUAUUCAUUCUUGCUUGAGAGUGCCACAAGAAGCACCGAGACGGUUGGGAGGUAUAGCUUCAUCGGAGCCAACCCUAGGAAGGUAUUGGCAACCGGCCCUGGCUAUGACGACGUCGGGGACCCGCUGCGGGCGCUCGAGGCCCAGCUCGGCCAGGACAGAGUAGUCAGCAUCCCGUCACUCAAGCUGCCCCCUCUAACCGGCGGCGCCGUCGGUUACGUUUCAUACGACUGCAUCAAGUACUUUGAGCCCAAGACAAACCGCCCUCUCAAGGACAACCUGCACAUCCCGGAGGCCCUGUUCAUGCUCUUCGACACGAUCGUCUCCUUCGACCAUUUCUUCCAGGCUCUCACCAUCAUCACCCACAUGCGCCUCCCCGAGGACGCCUCAUCGUUCGAGUCGGCCUACGACGACGCCUGUGCCACCAUCCGCUCCACCCUCGCUCUCAUCCAGCAGCCCGAAACCCCCCUACCCUCGAAGAGUUUCGGGAACUCGACCACCUCGCAGCAAUACUCCUCCAACGUCGGCCGCCACGGCUACGAGUCCUUCGUUACCGCGCUCAAAUCCCACAUCGUCAAGGGUGACAUCAUCCAAGCCGUGCCAUCGCAGCGCUUCUCGCGCGGCACCUCGCUCCAUCCCUUCAACAUCUACCGCACUCUGCGCACCCUCAACCCCUCCCCAUACCUCUUCUUCCUCUCCUGCGCCGACUUCCAUAUCGUCGGCGCCUCACCCGAAUGCCUCAUGAAGACAGACGGCUACGCCCCGCUGCCCAUCGACACGCGCUUCGCCUACUCCGCCGCGGACCAGGCCCGCUCGCGGCCGCGCAUCGUCAACCACGCCAUCGCGGGCACCAUCCGCCGUGGUCUCAAUCCGGCCGAGGACGACGAGCUCGCCGCCGAGCUGCAGGCGAGCACCAAGGACCGGGCCGAGCACGUCAUGCUGGUCGACCUGGCGCGCAACGACGUCAACCGCGUGUGUCACCCAUCGACGGUCAAGGUCGACCGGUUGAUGCGCAUCGACAGGUUCAGCCACGUGCAGCAUCUCACGAGCGAGGUUUCGGGCUUGUUGCGGCCGGAGUGUACCCGCUGGGACGCCAUGCGGAGUAUCUUCCCCGCGGGCACGGUGUCUGGGGCGCCCAAGAUCAGGGCCAUGGAGCUGAUUUAUGAGCUGGAGGGGGAGAAGCGCGGGAUUUAUGCUGGUGCUGCGGGCUGGUUUGCGUAUGAUGUUGUGCGGGUCGAGGUGGACAAGGACAGCGGGGAGACGAAGGUGGUGGUGGAUGAGGGCCAGAUGGAUACGUGCAUUGCCAUUCGGACGAUGCUGGUGAAAGGCGGGGUUGCGUAUCUGCAGGCGGGCGGCGGGAUUGUGUUUGAUAGCGAGAAGACGGAGGAGUGGAUGGAGACGAUGAACAAGCUGGCGGCCAACUUGCGGUGCAUCGAGCUGGCCGAGCAGUAUUAUGGGGAUGGGCUCGGCACCAAGUCGGUGCAGGAGAUCAUUGACGAGGAAAGGCGCAAGGGGGACGAGUUUUAUCGUCUGCACACGAACAAUGCGGGGGCAUAGGGGGAUGCAUGGCUAUGUACCAAGUUGCUUGGGUCUGUUCCAUUGGUACGAAGGCCUGCGACGACUUGGAUUUUGCAUUGCUUUUCUGCCUCCUCUUGACAGCUUCGCGCCGUUGGCUAGAAGUCUUUGUCCUGCGUCCGUCGAGUUUACUGGUUCUCUCUACGGAGUACUUUGUUGAGGUUGAUCGGCGUCCAGACACACCAGAAGUCACUGAUAACCUGACUGAUAUACCGGCGCAUCCCUGGUAGGCUGGUCGGGUACAGAACAUUACAACCCCUUCCAGCGCGAACCAAGACAACCUGCCCAUCAAAUAAUCCGC
Parathielavia appendiculata is the source of this 2193-nucleotide messenger RNA. RefSeq names its product anthranilate synthase component. The record is from RefSeq and is a predicted model, not a curated record. Bases 141 to 1874 code for a protein of 577 amino acids. Gene Ontology annotation, biological process: L-tryptophan biosynthetic process. Lineage: Eukaryota; Fungi; Ascomycota; Sordariomycetes; Sordariales; Chaetomiaceae. The transcript is spliced from 3 exons.